Messenger RNA from Cylicocyclus nassatus, 1723 nucleotides. Lineage: Eukaryota; Metazoa; Nematoda; Chromadorea; Rhabditida; Strongylidae. The record is from the annotation of a GenBank genome assembly.
GUUUUAGGAGUGAAUGCAGAGUCACACUAUAGUCAUUGCGUUAUGGAAACACCGAUUAAAUUUGUCAAAACUCCAAAAACCGGGAAAUGUUCGUAUUUUCGUAGUGGGCCCUCCACGAACUUUACUGGACGAAAACAAUGUUGAUGUUUAUUUCCAAGUUGAAUCGCCCAUUAAAGACCAUGAUCACCUGCAACUGCUUCAAAAGAUCCGUGAGCUAUGUUCUAUGUACGCGGCAUCUCAAAGACGGAUUGUUGCAUUCGAGAGAAGUCUGCAGAAAGCUAUAGCUAGAAUACGGAAGGAGCUGAGCAUAGAGGGCUUCUAUCCGGAGCAGCUAGAGCAGAUUCUCAGCGUGAGAGAUGCCAUACAUAAUCCAAGAAAAAACGGACUGGCCACACUCAGACAGUGUUCGCUUUCUGGGAGUCCUCAGCCAGAACCUUGGUUGGAGGUCGUCCGUUCACAAGUGGGGAGUUUUCCGGUGGUUGUCCGAUCAGUUCAACAGCAACCCCCUCAAGGAAUACUGCGAACAGAAAAAGAGUUUCGACAGUGGUUUCGGCGUAACUCAACUGCAAAUUGUGAGGAGUAUGUGGUGCAAGAAUUCAUUGAUGAUGGUUACGAAUUUACAGCAUUUUGCACUGCCAAAGGUGGAUUAUUGUCAUGCACAGCAUCAAUGGAAUCCCACCGGACCAUUUUGGAAUGCAUUCAAAGCCAAUCGCCUUACGGUCUUGAGUUAUUCACAGUGGAACAAACUAGGGACAUUCUGCCUGGAGUCGAAUCUUUUGUAACUCAGGUGCUCAAAGCCACUUUCUCUAAAAGUUAUACUGGAGCGAUUUUUAUCAAAGGAUUCUACAAGAACCACAACGAUAUCUUUUUCCUCGGCUUUUCACUUGAACCUGAGUCCGAAACACUGCGCACUCUUUUGGAUAUGUCAGCGAUGCCUUGGGAAACCGCACUAAUCGAAAGCCACUACGAAGAUGACAUUAUAAAGAAUGGACUUGUUGCUGUCCCAUCGAUACAUCAAUGCGUGGUAAAUUUUCCUAGUGCUGAGGGAGUGUUGAUUCAUCAGACAUUAAUACCUAAAAGGUCAACAAGUGAAAUGCGUGUGGCCUGGCGUUGUGCCGAAGGUCAAGAAAUGAUGGAUAGCAUAAGCAUAGAUGAUAAUGUCGUUCAGGUGUACCUCAAGAAUUUGGAUCACGAUCGCCUGAUCCAAGAAGCUCAAGAUGUAAUGCGCAAUACAGACAUUACUAUCGAUCGUAAUGUUCUACUCGAUCGACAUUCGGUCUGUCGACGAAACUUGUCACGCCUAAAUCCACGCGAUUUGAUUCGCAGUUGUACUACUGCUGACUAGUUUGCGCAAGUAAUCUGUAAUGUGAUUGUCAUUUCCACUCUUGCAUUUGUUUCAACGCUCUGCUUCUCUUCAAAUCUUCAAGACUACUCUUUUCUUAAAAUGAGUUCCAGACUGAGCGGAUAUCCAUACUAUUUGGUUUCAUAAGUCCGUUAUGUUUGAUGACAAAAUGUCAAUGACAAAAUCCUACGAAAUCCGUUCCAUAACUCAUGUUCCGUUGCUGGACACAGCAUUCUGAUAUCUUGCCCAAAUGUUUUUUACCGUUUUUUCAAAACUCUGCAAGGUCCGGUCCUAAAAUGCAACCGGCGCUCCAAAUCUACCUUUCAGCUGUCUUGGUGUACACCUUUGACGAUGUUUGCCUUAUCUUGUCUUAUGUCUCGU